Hypoxylon trugodes is the source of this 1132-nucleotide messenger RNA. Its product is annotated as Sec61beta family-domain-containing protein. The coding region runs from base 424 to 762 and encodes 112 amino acids. Gene Ontology annotation, cellular component: Sec61 translocon complex. The transcript has 4 exons. The record is from RefSeq and is a predicted model, not a curated record. NCBI's taxonomy places the organism in Eukaryota, Fungi, Ascomycota, Sordariomycetes, Xylariales, Hypoxylaceae. Gene Ontology annotation, biological process: intracellular protein transport.
AGCAAAGAAUUCCUUACCUAGAAAAAUUGAGGUGGGGUAUUCUUAGGUUUCGGAUCUGUCCGAUCAUCAUCACAUGGGUUGAAGCUUCUAGUGGGGUCUUUUGCAGAUUGAAAGAGGAUCCACUUUAUACUGUCUGACAUUCAUUACGUAAUACAGUAUAACGGAAUAACGGAUAAAGCCCUUUUCCGUAUACUUAGGUAAUCAAGAAAGGAGGCCAGGGUCUGAGCUUUCCAAAAUCGUGGCCUCAAUUGAACCCCGGAUUUUUAUUUGGAGAUAGCUCCCUAAAAAAGAUACCACACCAUACAUAAUCCACACGCGACUUUACCUUCUUUUCAUCUACUCGCACAUUUUAACGCUUAAUCAAUCAAGUCGAGGGUGGUUAAUUCGUCAUUUUAUCCAUACUUUACUCUUCUAAUAUUCGCAAUGUCUUCUCCCCGACCUGCUUCUCCCGUUAACUCGCCCGCCGCUACUGGCGCGAGCACCGGCCGUCCCUCUUCCCCUGCUCCUCCCGGAGGCGCACGAACUGCCAUCCGACGACGAGCUGCCGCCGACCAAAAGGAAAAGCUCGCAAAUGUGCGACCGAGUAGCACUCGCGCCGCCGGUGCCGGUGGUAGCAGCAGCACAAUGCUGAGACUCUACACCGAUGAAUCCCCUGGUCUUAAGGUUGAUCCCGUCGUCGUCUUGGUUCUCUCUCUGGUCUUCAUCUUCAGUGUUGUUGCUUUACAUGUUAUUGCGAAGAUCACUCGACGAUUCUCGAGCUAAACGACUACCGGUGGUGGGACGAUUUAAUAAGGAUAUUACGUAGCUAUCCGAUGCGGCGCGGUAAUACGACUGCGACUUUCGAUUAGAUACGCAAGAUAUCGAUUGAUGAAGGCAAGGGGAAGGAGUCUCGACAUCAGCAGAAAUGUUGGACAAAUUUGAUGUACCAGUCUAGAGCUAUGACUCGGAUUCUAACAAACGGCCUUUGUACCAUAUCAAAAACCUGGCGGACUCGCGCAAAAAGUUUCUUUGCCUCAAUGGAGAUGACAUAAAUCGGGCGUUAUAUGCAAUUGCAACAGUUUUUUCUCCAAAGAUCGCGUUAUACCAGUGAGGAGGACGAAUAUGAACAUCCAAUGACCUAGAAGAGGUAAAU